Messenger RNA from Mercenaria mercenaria, 3246 nucleotides. RefSeq names its product macrophage-expressed gene 1 protein-like. Bases 227 to 2569 code for a protein of 780 amino acids. NCBI's taxonomy places the organism in Eukaryota, Metazoa, Mollusca, Bivalvia, Venerida, Veneridae. The transcript has a single exon. The record is from RefSeq and is a predicted model, not a curated record.
ACUUUAAUGAUUUAAUAUAUACAUUUUAACUCUGUCUGAAUAAACUAAAAUGUCAUCCAGAAUUACUGAGUGUAACUGCCACGUGAAUAUGACAGUCCACUCAUGCUGACUCAAGGUCAAAGACCACAGUGGGUAUAUAUAUCAGUUCACAUCUUUUGUAGAUUUAGAGUUUGUCGCAGAACGGGACAAAAACUGGAAUAUAAUUAUCUGUAAUCAAUGGACUAAGAUGUUGGAUUUUAAGACUGUAGUUACGGUACUUCUUUUGUAUGGAUAUGUGAGCGCCGAAGACAAGGAGGUUCCGGAGAAGGAAGAACUGACAAGCGAUUUAGUCCCGGACGGUCAUCCAUUAAAGUGUAUGAAGAUUAUGGGUGAGAAGGUAAAGGUCUUCGAAGUUCUUCCUGGAAUCGGUUGGGACAAUAUUCAGAACACUGAACUGAGUCAAGUUUUAAGCAAGAAUUAUUUCCAAUGUAAACUCACUGAAGAUGGACGAUAUCUCAUACCUGAUAACGUGCUACUAAUUCCUAUCAAGCAAAGUCACGUGGAUCUCUUCGCCGAGUGGAUCGAAAGCAUGCACGAAUACAAGUCGGUAGAUUCAUUUUCCGUCAAUGGUGGGAGAAGUGUAAGCGUUGGUAUCGAUGGACUUGGCGUCAGUGGAUCAUUCUCCGCUGGGUAUCAGAGUGCUAAGAGUCACAUGUCAAAAACAACUACCAGUAACUUUAUAUCAAGGGUUCAAGCCCGGUACAACAGAUAUCGUAUUGUGUCAGAUCCAAAUGCUGGUCUCCAUCCAUCAUUUAAAGACCGGCUGUUGGAGAUCGCAGAAAGUUUCUUUAAUAACCAUGUACAUAUUGCCGAAUACCAGUGUCAGCUGCUGAUUCGAGAUUUUGGAACACACGUGCUUACCAGCAUGGAUGCCGGCGCCGUCCUCUUUAAGGAAGAUCAUAUUGAUGUUAAAACUAGUACUGUAGACGACAUUAAGAGAAAGCAAUGGCAAAUUGGUGCGGGUGCUUCUUUUGCUAUAAUGUUUGAUGGAGUUACGGUCGGCAGUGGAUUAACGUUUGGUAUAAGCAAAUCAAAAAUGGAAGAAAAUAUUAAUGAAUAUAACAGUAACAUUUCAUAUUCUGUCAUCAGAUCGUUCGGUGGUGAUUACUUUGGCGGGAAUACAACAGGUGUAGAAUGGACAAAAACAUUGGACAAUGAGCUUGUUCCUAUUGAUAGAAACGGCGUUCCUGUAUACGAACUGAUUUCCUCCUCUACAUUACCAGAACUACCACUCGAUACCAUUUUGAAAGUUGGACAAGGUGUUAAGAAUGCGUUUAUUAGUUAUUACAAACACAAUACAUAUCGAGGCUGCAUGGACCCUAGAAAUAAAAAUUAUGAUAUAAAGGCAAAUGUUGUUGAUGAAAGCGUUUGCGGUGGAAUAAAAAAUGAAAAUGAGUAUUUUGGCGGUGUAUAUCAGACAUGCAUUAUGUCACAAACUGAUGCUGGUGAUUUAUGUAAAGACAAGGGUUAUAUUCAGAAAAAUCCAUUAACCAGUGACUUCUCCUGUCCCAAAGGAUACACUGUGGUCGAACUAAUUUCCAUUCCUAUUUCGUUUUCGAAAUAUAGCAUGCAUCGUAGUAAGCAUUGGCCACAUACACAUCACGGCUGGACGGAUUAUAGCUUUGGAAGAUAUACAGCAUUUUGGUGCGCCCCGGACCAUUCCAUUUCCCCUGAUCAAAAAUAUUUCUUCGGAGGGGUGUACUCAAGUUUUAGAUCUAAUGCUAUAACCGGCGGACAGUCAUGUCCGGCAGAAUUUAUUCCUUUGAGACUUGGAGAGGACAUAUAUGUCUGUGUCUCGAGUGAUGAGAAUGUUAAUGGUUUGAAAUUUGGUGGCCUUUUUAGUUGUUACUAUGGCAAUCCAUUGGCUCUUACAUUGAAUACGAACAAGACAAACAUUAAGAUAGAGCACAAGUCAUUUUCGUCUUAUCCAAAAAGCUGCCCACAAGGCUUCGCACGGCAAACUUUCUCUAUAAUUUCAGAAUGUGAACUUGAUUAUUGUUCAGAAGCAGUGGCACAAGGAAAGACCCAGGAACUUCCGAUCUUGAAACGCCCCCCAUACAUCAACCGUCCGAAAGUACCACCAGCCAAUUUUUCAGACAUGGUAAUUGUGGUUGAUGGAAAGUGGUAUAAAAAUGAAGCAGCAUUUAAGAAAAUGAUAGAGAUGGAGACACUAGAAGCAAAGAUCAAGGAAUACAAGAAAGCGCUGGAAGCGAUGGACAGAGUAUCAGCAGCAGUUGCAGAUCUUUACGGUGAUAGAAACGUAAGUACAGGACAAGAUCACCCAACAGCUGACCAUCCUUUCAAUGCGUUACCUUCGUAUGCCAUCGCUCUUAUAUCCUCUUUGGCUACUCUCAUCUGUGUUGUUGUUGCAACCAUUGCUUUCAUAAAAUGCAGGAAAAAAAUACAAGAAAGAAAUCUUCCAACCAGAUUGAUUGGUAGAACAGAUGAAAUGGAACAGGUCAGAACUGAUGACGGGUCAAGUUAUGGAUCAGCUGAGGGUCAUCACGAUCAGACAAAUGCAGUUAUAUAGAUGUUUUAAUACUAACAUUUUCUCCGGUAAUUGUUUUUUUUAUAAACUGACGUAAUAUAGAUGAACAUUGAUAAAAAGUUAGUUCGGUUGCAAUUACAUAUGUAUAAACUGUUUGUUAAUAAUAUUGCAUAAAAUAUCAAGCAAAAAUGUCAAUGUUUAGAAUAGUUGUAGCUAAAAUGAUUUAAAAUAGCAAGCCUAAAUAAUAAAAUGUUGUUUUAAACAUAGUAAAUGCUUUAAUUUUUAUCAUAUACUUGGUGGGGAAACUAUCAUAAUAUUAACUGUUUAAUAGGAAUUUUCAGAAAAAUAAAAAUAUUUCUUUCAUGAACAUAUCUCAAGUGUUCCGCUCAGUUCAGUCAGUUUCUACGAGAGACGCUGAAUUCAGAUUUUUUUUUUUACAUUUUUGUAUAUGCAAUAACUAUAAUAUUUAAACAAAUCUGCGUAGUUACAACUUUGUCGCACGAAAAUGGAUCUUAUUAAAUGAUAAAUUUCGAAAUUUCAUUGCUGUACAUAUUUGUUUAAGCCUAAAAUAUGAUAUGUUAUAUAUAAGUAACUGCCAAGAGAUAGUAAGCAUCAAUAAAUUAACAAACAUUUUCAUGAGAAUGUUUAUGAUAUAUAUAGUUAUAAUUCAAGUGUUUAUCUUGUUGACUACACUGGUGUAAUAAAUCUAAAAUUCUGUG